UUGGAAAACCCAUUUGCUUCCAUUCCGCGUAUGGUCCAGGCCUUGUAUCCGGAACGCUGGGUACCUUACCGAUAUCUUGCACCGCUGGCAUGGGAUAAAUGGGAUGCUGUUGCAGCGAUGCGGAACGCAGCACGUAAUGAUGUGCAAUCUGUCCUGGCCAGAAUUGUACAAAGUGGGGAUAUUUUAGUCAUGUUAAGCGAGAAAGAUGAAGUGGUGCCUAAAGCAAUGGGUGAGGAGAUAUGGGAUGUCAGCGCGUGUGCAAACACGAAUGGGCGAGGGAAGAAGGUUGUCGUGGAGGAAGCGUUGCAUGAGAAUGCAUGGGAGCAGCGCCAAUGGGUUAGGGAGAUGAGGAAGUUUAUCGCGGAGGCUGGUACGUCCUGUGCAGCAUCUUAG
Serpula lacrymans var. lacrymans S7.9 is the source of this 393-nucleotide messenger RNA. RefSeq lists its product as uncharacterized. The annotation marks the transcript as partial. The transcript has a single exon. The record is from RefSeq and is a predicted model, not a curated record. Lineage: Eukaryota; Fungi; Basidiomycota; Agaricomycetes; Boletales; Serpulaceae.